Salvelinus namaycush (lake trout) is the source of this 3636-nucleotide messenger RNA. RefSeq names its product D(1) dopamine receptor-like. Gene Ontology annotation, biological process: adenylate cyclase-activating adrenergic receptor signaling pathway. The coding region runs from base 1185 to 2906 and encodes 573 amino acids. Gene Ontology annotation, molecular function: G protein-coupled receptor activity. NCBI's taxonomy places the organism in Eukaryota, Metazoa, Chordata, Actinopteri, Salmoniformes, Salmonidae. Gene Ontology annotation, cellular component: membrane. The record is from RefSeq and is a predicted model, not a curated record. The transcript has 3 exons.
UCGGCAAAGGAGAAAUGUUCACCAACAGGGAUGUAUUCAAAUUUGUGCAUACAAUUUAAGAAAAAUAAGCUUUUUUUUUCUUCUGCAUAUGGAAAAUGUCUGUGAUUUUUUUUUUUUAUUAAAAAAUCUGCUAAUUUAACAUGGGACCAACACUUAACAUGUGUUGAUAUAGUUGUUCUGAGUGGUGGUUUCAGUAACAAUGGAUUCAGCACCAUGGACAGCACCACUUCUCCAUGCAGCAGACAGUAGAGAGGGAGAAAACCACGUCGGAUCAGGCUACGAUUUAUUUCUGCAGAAUAAAAUCAUGCACUCUGGACUGUGGUUUAAGGCCGAUGGGAAAUUACAAUAAUCCUAAUCUUUGAAUUUAGAAAUAGAUAGUACAGCCUGCUGUCAAUCUCUAAAUUAUGAACAAAUGGACUUAUUGGAUGGUUUGGCCACCACAUUUAGAAAUGUACAUUUAAAUGUAAAUUAGGUUUAUAUGCUAUUAAUACGUUCUUAUGGAUAUUUAAAAUGCAAAUUAAAAAAUUAAAGAAGAGAUGCAUAGAACACUAUUUGCCUCUGUACAGACCUUGGGAAACCUUGCAUGCCUGAGGCAACCUCUUUCUCUCUCCUCUCUGUCUGUCUGUCUGUCUGUCUGUCUCUCUGUCUGUCUGUCUGUCUGUCUGUCUGUCUGUCUGUCUGUCUGUCUGUCUGUGCUCAUGCGUUCUGUUGGUUCUGUAAAAGCGAUUAUCACCAGCUGUUGGUGCACGUGGUUUCUAAAAGCAAAACACCGAAGAGCGCGCAGAGAGAGAGAGAGAGAGAGAGAGAGAGAGAGAGAGAGAGAGAGAGAGAGAGAGAGAGAGAGAGAGAGAGAGAGAAUCACAUAUAGUUUCUCAUUCAGCUCGAGGAAGAAACACAGCCCAGCCGCACAUCGCGGUUUGAGUGACACGGAUACAGGUUUACAGCACAGACGGAGUGAGAGAUUGGAAAAGAGAGGGAUAGACAGGGAGAGAGAGAUAUAAUGGAUAGAGUGAGGAAAUAAAUAUUGGAUUAAUAAAAAAAAUACACCAACGGAGGACUAUUUUUUCCCUCUCUCACGUGAAUGGGAAUACAGCGGGAUAUGAUAUGGAGUCUCGUGAGCUGUUUUUCAGUGUGUUUGAUUGACAGACUUUUAGCACCGCUGAACACCUGACGGUGGAAGGGACAUGCAUAACGCCAGCCACCGCCUGGCAGAGAACGAGAGCGAGCCUCAUCUGCCCGACCCACACACGGAUUUACCCGCCACUCGUGCACUCAUCGGCUGCGUCCUCGCACUGCUCAUCCUCUGGACGUUACUGGGCAACUUCACGGUGUGCGCGGCGGUUCUGCGUUACCGGCACCUGCGCGCCAAAGUCACCAACAUCUUCAUCGUGUCUCUGGCGCUGUCGGACCUCCUCGUGGCGCUGCUCGUGAUGCCGUGGAAGGCGGCAGCAGAGGUGGCAGGGUUCUGGCCCUUUGGUGCGUUCUGUGACACCUGGGUGGCGAGCGACAUCAUGUGUUCCACGGCGUCCAUCUUGAAUCUGUGCAUGAUCAGUGUGGACCGCUACUGGGCGAUAUCCAGCCCGUUCCGUUACGAGCGGAGAAUGAACCGCCGCGUGGCCUUCGUCAUGGUCGGCGUGACCUGGACGGUCUCCGUGGUGAUAUCAUUUGUGCCCGUUCAACUCCACUGGCACCGGGCUGCGAUUACCGGAAAUAGCGGGAGCGGUGACGAAUUUACCCGGGACGUUACCGGAUUUAACGUCAGCGGGGUAUAUCAACUCCACAGGGCGGCGGAGGAGAACGGCUGGGACUGUGACUCAAGUCUGAGUCGGACCUACGCCAUCUCCUCCUCGUUGAUCAGUUUCUACAUCCCCGUGGCGAUCAUGGUGGUCACCUACACACGUAUCUACCGGAUCGCCCAGGUCCAGAUACGCAGGAUAUCCUCUCUGGAGCGAGCCGCAGAACACGCGCAGAACUGCCGCUCGGACGCGCACGUGGAUGUGGAUGCAGAUGGGCACGUGCACGCUUUCCACCGCCGUCAUCAUCCUCCUCUUCGUUCUAAACACCGCUGCUCCAUCUUUCUCCAAACUACCAAUUCCCCAAAACAUCAUCAUCACCCUGAUCUUCCUCCCCCACACCGGGCCCUGAGGUACUCCAUUAGGAAGGAAACCAAGGUUCUGAAGACUCUGUCUGUCAUCAUGGGCGUGUUCGUCUUCUGCUGGUCCCCCUUCUUCAUCCUCAACUGUGCCAUGCCUUUCUGCCCAGGUCCAGGUACAGCCUCCAGAACUGUGUCAGACCCCUCCUCCCAAUCCUCCCACCUGUACUGUGUCAGCGAAACCACCUUCGACGUCUUCGUUUGGUUCGGUUGGAGCAACUCGUCCUUAAACCCCGUCAUCUACGCCUUCAACACUGAGUUCCGCGAGGCGUUCCUCCGCUUGCUGGGUUGCCGUGGAGACAACGGGUGCUUCGGCGGCUGGACGACGAGCGUCACGCGCGCGGAGAGCUUUGUCUUGGCGAGCAACGAGGCCGUCGGCGCCGUGACGGAGAAGAAGAACUCGCUCCACACAAUGGAGAUGGGCGUGGCUUACGAUACCGGCUGUGGCGCCGGUAGAGGUAGCGUCACAUCUGGUGUAAUCCGCGACCCGGUUAGGGGGAGGGUGCUACCGGCACCGUUAACGGACCGUAGAGGAGCUGUAGAGGAGCCGGUGUGUGACUGUGAGGUGGAUCCGGUUAGAGGAAGAGGGGACAGCGUGGCAGGUCUCUCUCGGACGCCACCGGCAACGUUAACGAACUGUAGAGGGACGAUAACGCAACCAGAGGCGGUGUGCGCCUGUCCCAUGGAGGAUUGUAAAAUAGACGUAACGGACAGGGGACAACGGACUCAGAUGAUUCCCUCACAAACUUUCUAAUGAACUUUCAAACUGUGCCAAACUGACCGUACCAUUGAUGUCUGUAGUCGUUUCAUUUUAAAUGAAUCCACUACUACUAUUGUCUCAGCUGUUAAUCGAUUACAUAUAUCCAGGAAAUAGCUAUAACAGGUUUAUCCAAAACAUUCAUUGGCCAAUUUGAUGAAAAAGCAUUGAGGAUUGAUUAAAACAGGGACAUUUUCCACCAAUGCUCUAGACUAAGGUUUCUCCAGCUGUAGUUCCUGAACCCCCAGAGCUCUGUGAUAUAUUGCUGAUCUGACCUGUUUUUAUGGAAGUGGUCCCUCAAGGAUAAAAGGAUAGUAAUGGUAAUGAUGGUAAUGAUAGUAAUGGUAAACAACCACAUUGAAAAACACUGUUCUAUGCUGCCAUUGCAUUAGGUCAACAUUAUUAGGUCAACAUCAUUAGGUCAAUAUGAACUCCUGAUUGGUGUAGGUCAAUAUCAUUAGGUCAAUAUCAACUCCUGAUUGGUCUAAGUCUGCGAAGGGGAUAGAAUGUUAGAAGAGUAGAAUAGAUCUUCCCUGAGCUGAUCUAGAUUUCUAUUUCUACUGCCGUCUCUCAACCGUCAUUACCAUCAUAUCUGUUCUGGACCCGUGGGCUUUAUUUGUUGGGGAAGUGUGACACCGCCUGCGUCUGAAAUGGCACCCUCUUCCCUAUGUAGUGCACUACUUUUGACCAGGGCCUAUAGGGCUGUAGUGCACUACUUUUGACCAGG